Amoebophrya sp. A120 is the source of this 4582-nucleotide messenger RNA. The record is from the annotation of a GenBank genome assembly. Lineage: Eukaryota; Dinophyceae; Syndiniales; Amoebophryaceae.
AAGUGUUUGAGAGUGUGGUAUCGUAAAACGUCUUUUCGUGUGUUUCCGUUUGCGUAAAUACUAUCCCGCAUCCGAGCUGCGUGGAAGCGUCCCUAGUUGCACAACACAGCUACCUACUAAAUGUGUUGAAAACUGCACAAUAUGUCCACUGAUACUAGUACAGAUCCGGCCCCGGAAGUUGCGAACCCAGAGGACUCCGCCGCAUCCGCUUCUGCCGCCCCGCCACAGCUGGUACAAGAACUAGCGUCCGCAGGGACCACCACUCCUGCCGCACCAGCAGCAGCUUCUGCAACAACUCCCGCGCUGGAGGAAGCAAAGUCCAAGAUGAAAAAAAUCGUGAUCAUCUACAACCCGUACGGCGGGAAGAAGAAGGGAAAAAAGCUCCACGAUGAGACGAAUAUGGAUUGCAAAAAUGUCUGGGUCUGGAAGAAUGCAGGAGUUUGUCAUGCAGAUUUUGCAUGACCUAUGAGGUCUGUGAUGCAUGCCCUAGCAUCAGAGAUCUUGCGAGGGCUUUCUGAUGCUCAUACCGCAUGAGAAAUGCCCUCUCCGCGUAGCACAAAAUACACCUCUUUUGCUGUUCAUGCAAUACAGAUUUGAUGUAGAGUCCAGAGGUAGCAUCACAAGUUGCAUCCUUCCAGACCCAGACACUUUUACAUUUGAUAACGAAGAAGAAACUCCUAGAGAAACUCGACACCGAGAAGUACGAGAUCCUCUCCUACGAAACCCAGCGAGCCAACCACGGGUUCGAAAUGUGCGCGAGUGAAAUUCCGGACGAGAUUUUGCAGAGCGAGGACCUGGCGGUGUUGGUGGUGAUUGGCGGGGACGGAUCGUUGAACGAGUGUUUGUAUCAACUGCAAGUAUGUCUUGGUCUAGAACAUUGCUAGACUUGUCAUGCAGGUUGUCCAUGACCGCCCAUAUGAUCUGCAAUGGAGGACCUAGCAUGACAGAUUCCGCGAGAUCACUAUCAUGCCUAACUCCCUGCGUGAGAAACUGCUUCUCAACUGGAUCAAAAGUGGGCAGCAUUUGGUAGGCAUGCAACACAAAUUUUUGCAUGAUGCAGAUUUAAUAGCAUGACAGGUUGCAGAGGGCCAGACCCAGACAUCUUUGCAACGCAUAGCUUGAACGGGCUGGCGACGCGGGAAAAGGUGAGACUGAACCUCGACUCGGUUGCAAACGUGGAAUCUAUCAAACAGAAAAUCUGCUUGAUCCCAGGGGGGACGGGAAACGCGCUGGCCACGGAUUUGGGAAUCGUCGGGUACAGUACGGAUAAGCUGACGAAGAAGCGCACCUACCUAUGCAGUGCAAAAGUAUCGCUAUCGUACUCGUAUAAAUGCGUUACAAAUUUCCUCCGCAUGAGAAAUAAUGCAGACUUAGCUCCAGAAAAACAUGACUGCGAUAUAUUUGCACAGGAUACUACCGAUACGCAGGCAAUGCAAUCAACGCCUUUUUGGAGUCUUCUGCAUCACAAACUCUAGACGCAGGAGAGCCGAAGUGGAUCGACUUAGGGGCGAUCACGUACCAGACUGGUCCAUCCGUAGCUGAUAUGCAUUGCAAAUAUGUCGUGAGGAAGAGUGUAGCUAACUUGUCAUGCUGCUUCUGCAUCCUGCUCCUGCAAAAAUCUGUGUUGCAUGAUUACCUAAUAAGGUUGUCCACUACGACUACAUCAAUUGAGUAAAUUGAGACGGCGUUUCUCAUGCAGGACAGGCGUGAACAUGAUAGAGAUCUCACAGUAGAGUCUGUGAUGCUAGGUCCUGCAACAUCAUGGGUAACGGCGAAUCUGCAUGACAAGUCUUGCAAUCUUCCUGACCCAGAGAUGUUUGCAUUUGGUAGCUGACGCGACGAGCAGUCAAGAGCCUUCUACUAACGUGAAGCUGAUGCACAACAUGCUCGGUCUUGGGUUAGGCGUCGAUGCGAACAUCAAAGCAGAGCGGUGGCGGUGCUGCGGCCCGUUGCGAUACGACUGGAGCAUUUUGCUCGAAAUCUGCCGCUAUCAAAUGCAAAAGUGUCUGGGUCUGGAAGGUUGGAGCUUGUGAUGCUAACUUUGGACUCUAAAAAAAUCUGUAUCGCAUGACCAGCAAGAGGAGUCUAGUUUGUGCUACGCGGGGAGGGCAUUUGCGGAAUAGGCAUCAGGAAACCCUCUAAAAAUCUGUGAUGCUAGUUCAUGCAUUACAGACAUCCUGGGUCAUGCAAAAUAUGCAUGACAAACCCAGCAACAUUCCAGACCCAGACAUUUUUGCAUUUGAUAGCCGCAUCGACACGAGCAAGGGGCCGACGCAAGUGAUCAAGUACUAUGCAAGAAAAAAAACUGUGUAAGUGUAAGUCUGUAAUGCAGAACAUGCAACAGAGCUGCUACACCUGUCAUGCCAGACAACCAUGACGUCCUCUUUUCAUGUGUGUUUUCCCUUACAAGCCACGCAUGACAGGUUUUCGCUGUCAUGUAGAGCAAAUUUGUGAUGCUGUCCGCCAAGGAAAGUUACACUAACACAGUUUUUUUCUUGGAUAAGUACCAGGACAAGAGUAAAAAUCCGAGUGCUGUAUCAGAAGCAAAAACGUCCCCACCCCAGAGUUAAGUAGAUGUCAGUUUUGCGUACACAAACUGAGAAGUGUUGUCGGUUGCGCAUGACAAGUUUGGGUUUCUAUUCUUGUCGCGGCUGGAGCUAGUGCAGCCGCGUCACAAAUCCAGCGCCUUCUUCUUGUUAGAGCAUGAGAAAGUGGUCUCUGGCGCCCGAGACCAUCAGAAAAUGCUCCUCCUGGUGGGGCUACGCCUACGCAUGAGACACAAUUAGCUGGCCAUCUUGCAUGGCAUGCAAAUAUGGUGCAUGACAAGUCGUGUGAGAAGUUGGAGACGUUUUUGCUCAGUAUAUGCUGGGGAAAAGAAAUCCGGAGAAAUCAAAUUUGAGAAGGGAAUCACCUUGGCGCUGGUGCAGAACACGAAAGUGGUGGGAGACAAGUACUUAUGGAAAUACUUAGAUAAAGACAUUCGAUUCAUCGUGAUGCAAGUACGCAUGACAAAAAACUGUGAAGAAACAAAUACGAAAUUAUCAGGUUAAACACUGCCCCGUAUGCCGAAGUAGACGAUGGGUUGCUGGAUGCGGUUACGUACCCUUCGCAAAAGUAUCUGAUACCCGUAGUAAUUGCAAACAUGCAUGACGAAUCUGCUUCCCAGGAUGAAUCAGCAUGACAAACUCCAUAUUUGAUGCUGAGAGAAUUUAUUGUAAUGCGAUAUUUACAACCGUAAACCUAAACUAACAAGCUACUGCGAGGUACUUUUGCAGUGCAUAUUACAGGGCCAAAACUCGGCUGCUGUGCCACACUGGGGCUGUUUAACAAGGUGAAAAAGAACGGGCAACACGUAUCAUAUGUAAAAACGCCCCAGCCCCCCCGCCCUAGUCAAUGAUUAGGAACUUAGCAAGACAAGUCCAGAAGUUUUAGGAGCCACGCAUGACAAGUUGCAGUCCGUAGUGUAGUCGCCGUGUUAGCAAGGGCAAUCGCAUCACAAAUCCAUCUGCUUAUCCUGUUUCCAGCAUUACAAAUCCCAAAACGCGAUUGGAAAUGCCUCUCAUGGAGUUGCGCAUUACAAAUUUUCCUGUAAUCGCAAUUCUGCAUGACAACUAAACUAAUGGGAUGGGGGCGUGUUUAUCCAGGAUAGCACGUAAACGACAAGCGCGUGGGGUACGAAAAAGUCACGGACUGGUCUUUCGAGUCCAGCGAGCCAUAUCGAAAGGAAAAAUCCCCCCUCCCCAUAUCAAAGUGACAAUCUGUGUUGCGGGAUUUGUGUACACAAAUCACCUUUGUCUUGCAGUAUAGGACUGCAGGCAGAUACAGAGCCUGGAAGGGGCUUGCUAGAGGUGGCCGCUCAGCAUGGCAGGCGUCUGCCCUGUUGGCGCAGCAGCAUCACAAAUCGCCUGCGUAAAAUGGCGGAAGCUCUGGCUUUGCUCUCUUGCAAGACAGGUCUGAUUUGUGGCCACAAAUUAGCAUCGCAAAUUUUCAAAAGGAUGCCUUUUCAAUAUGGGGAGGGGGGAUUUUUCCUCACGAUAAGCCAGCUCGGUUAAACAUUGACGGUGAAAAUAUCGGCUACACGCCCUGUAAGAUUGUAGUGAAACCAAAAUUUUUUCAGAUCUACACGUUUUGAGGUUGAAGAGGAGGAAAGUUUCAUUUUCAUAAUAAUUUAUGAUUAUGCCUGUUGUUUCGGUACCAAAAAACGCAUAUUUAUGAUAUGAUUUUUUACCGUUUGACGCGAUCGAGCCAGGACGUUCCUCACCGUCAGUAGAGAAAAGAUGUAAUGCUGACAAUUGCUAGUGGUGGUAGUGGUAAGAGCCACUGAUCCUGGAUAGUUAGUACCAAAUGCAAGGUUGAAAACCCUCAAGAUGAUGUCUAUGUUGUACAACGCACAGGCACGACAGCUUUUUUUGAAACUGGAGUAGCACGUCUUUCUUCGCCCCCCAGAUAAGUAGCAGCAACGAGCCAGUGCUCGUUUGCAUCUUGGAUUGUCUCAUUUUCGGAACUACGCGUUUGUUCCUUUUGUUCGAAGAAAGCUAGAGUCUCAUCUUGCGAGAGGAUAGCAUACAACACGAACUGUGCC